Insectozyma verbasci is the source of this 1440-nucleotide messenger RNA. The record is from the annotation of a GenBank genome assembly. Lineage: Eukaryota; Fungi; Ascomycota; Pichiomycetes; Serinales; Debaryomycetaceae.
AUGAGAUUAAUAUUCUUACUACUAUCGUUUUAUAUUUCAAGAGUAUUUAGUAUACAGUUUAAACUUGCUAAUUCAUCACUCAUUACAAAUUCUUCAUCUUCAUCAAUUCAACAAAAUCCAAAUUUAACAAAUUUUCAAUAUAAAGGUGUUUCAAUUGGAGGUUGGCUAGUUUUAGAGCCUUAUAUCACGCCAGCACUAUUUAAUAAAUCAUUAGAAUCUAAUGAAACUGCAAAAGAUUUGCCAGUCGAUGAAUUUCACUUUUGUAAAAAAUUGGGUCUUGAAAAGGCAAAAGAGUUAUUGACCGAACAUUGGGAAACAUGGUAUAAUGAAACAGAUUUUAAGAAUAUCAAAGAGGUAGGUUUGAAUUUGAUUAGAAUACCAAUUGGAUAUUGGGCUUUUGAAAAGCUAGAGGAUGAUCCUUAUGUACAAGGUCAAGUUGAAUACUUAGAUAGAGCCAUUGAAUGGUCUAAGAAGUAUGGUUUAUACGUGUUGAUAGACAUGCAUGGAGCUCCAAACACUCAAAAUGGUUUUGACAAUUCUGGUUUAAGAAAUAUUGGGUAUCCUGGUUGGCAAAAUAAUACGAAAUAUAUAGAUCAUACGUACAAAGUGUUAAAUCAGAUAUAUUUAAGAUAUGGUACCAGUGAAUAUAAUGAUACAAUCAUAGGGAUUGAAGUUUUAAAUGAACCUUUUGGUCCAAGCUUAAACAUGAAUAAGUUGAAAGAAUUUUAUAUUGAAACUUAUAAUGAUGCUAGAAAUUUGCAACAGGUAAAUAAUACAAUCUUUUUACAAGAAGCAUUUCAGCCAAUUGAUUAUUGGGGUGUUUUUUUAGAAUAUGGAAAUGUGACAAUUACUCUAAAUAAUACAAAUAUGACAAAACUGGCAGAUUUCGAGAAUGUAAUUAUUGAUCAUCAUCAUUAUGAAGUAUUUGCAGGUUCAGUUACCCAGAAUUUAUCCACACAUCUAGAGAAUGUAAAGAACUAUGCUGAGUCAAUUGGUAGAGAAAAUUUUGGUGCUAUAAUUGGAGAAUGGUCAGCUGCAUUAACUGAUUGUGCAUAUUGGGUCAAUGGUAUUGGAUUAGGUAAUAGAUAUGAAGCUACCAAACCGUAUACAGACUUUAAUAAAACUGGUAGUUGUAAAGAAGUAAACCAAGCACCUGAACAUUGGUCAAAAGAAAUGAAGAAAGAUUAUAGAACAUUUAUUGAAAUGCAAUUAUAUCAAUACUCAAAUCAAUCUAGAGGAUACAUCUUUUGGUGCUGGAAAAUUGAUCAAAAUAAUACUGAAUGGGAUUUCCAAAGAUUAGUUAAACAUGAUAUGGUUCCACAACCAUUAGAUAAAUAUAAAUAUCUUGAUAAAAAUGGUAAGGUUAAUCAAUCUAGUAUCUUAAGAAUCACGACAAGCUUAGUUGUACUACAAAUACUCAUAUAUACAUUCAUUUUAUAG